Molecule: messenger RNA, 493 nt
Organism: Camelus dromedarius (Arabian camel)
Lineage: Eukaryota; Metazoa; Chordata; Mammalia; Artiodactyla; Camelidae
Gene: REG4
Product: regenerating family member 4
Exons: 5
Coding region: 1-474 (157 amino acids)
Biological process (GO): response to peptide hormone; antimicrobial humoral immune response mediated by antimicrobial peptide; positive regulation of cell population proliferation
Molecular function (GO): peptidoglycan binding; oligosaccharide binding; signaling receptor activity
Source: RefSeq, a predicted model, not a curated record
AUGGCUUCGAAAGGGCUGUGGCUGCUUCUACUGCUGAACUAUGCAGCCAGCACUGAAGUCCUGGGUGAGAUCGUGAGGCCCAGCUGUGCUCCUGGAUGGUUUCACCACAAGUCCAAUUGCUACGGAUACUUCCAGAAGCUGAGGACCUGGUCUGACGCUGAGCUCGAGUGUCAGUUGCAUGGAAACAGAUCCCAUCUGGCCUCUAUCCUGAAUUUUAAGGAAGCCCACACCAUAGCAAAGUACAUACUUGGCUAUCAAAGAGGCAAGCCCGUGUGGAUUGGCCUGCAUGACCCGCAGAAGACGCAGCAGUGGCAGUGGAUGGACGGGGCCGUGUAUACUUACAGAACCUGGUCUGGCAAGUCAGUGGGCAGGAAUGAGUCCUGUGCUGAGAUGAACGCCAAGAACAAGUUUUUGACUUGGAACAGUGAAGAAUGCAGCAAGCGCCAUCACUUCCUGUGCAAGUACCAACCGUAGAGCCAGAAUCAGGAUACUG